This is a messenger RNA of Ambispora leptoticha, 200 nucleotides long. The record is from the annotation of a GenBank genome assembly. NCBI's taxonomy places the organism in Eukaryota, Fungi, Glomeromycota, Glomeromycetes, Archaeosporales, Ambisporaceae.
AUGUACCCGGAUAUAAUCCAUUUUACCAAUGUCGAAACCUAUAGAUUAGACCUGGUCAUGGGGCAAUAUAUUAUGAGGGGUAUUCGAAAUGGCAAAUCACGUGAAUCUCUCGUAUUAAUGAAGACUAUUCUCUCGAUAAGCUAUAGCGAAGAUUUUUUCCUUGCCACGAUAUCUUCGGUAUUAAGGAAUGAGUUGUGUCG